AUGUGUUAAAAAUGUGUUGUUGAACAUAGUAUUAAACAAUUUAGAAAAAUUCAUUAAUUAGUAGAGUUAAGUACAUUAAGAAGUGAAGUUUAAAAAGAAGCCAAUGAUUUAAGUUAAGAAUUGGAUUUGUUAAUGUAAACAUUGUAACCAGAGUAUAAUUUAGUUGAACAAUAAAGAAUAGGUUUAUAAUUAUUAUAAAGAAGCUAAACAAUUUUAUAAUAAGCUAUUAGUAUUUUUUUUGAUGAAUUAAAACAUACUUUUAUUUCUUUAACAUCUAAUCAUUCAAAUUUAACUUAAAAGAAAGUAUUAUAAGAAGAAUUAGAAAAAAUUAUGUUUGAAUUAAAUGAGUAUAUUUCAACUAAUGAUUUUUAAAUAUCAGAAUUUUUUGAAAGAGAUUUUAGAGCAUCAAUUAAAAAAAUGAGAGAAAAUGUUAUACAAUUUAUAGAAAAAACUAAAAUAGAGUAUAAGAAACCAAAUUUAAAAAUAAAUGAUAAAUUUACUCUGGAUAUUCCUUAAUGGCUUUCAAAUUAUAUAAGUAUAACUUUUGAGAAAAAUAUAAUGGAGAAAACAGAGAUUAGAGCACCUAAACCAAGAUAAACACUUCAUUUUACAAUUGAAAGGAAUAAUAGUUAAAGGUUAGAAAGGAAGAUGACAUUAAUAAAUCCCUAAAAUUUAGCUUAAUCACAAAUUUUGAAUCAUACAUAUGUAUAAGCAAUUACAGAGUAGAAUUUAGAAGAUUAAUUAAUAUAAUAAUUUGAUUAAAAUGAAGAGAUAUAAAAGAUAGUAAUUUUAGAGCAAUCUAGAAUAAGAUAUUUACAUUCAUUGAUAGAUUGUUAGACUCUUUUUAUUCAUGAUAUUUAAUUAAAAGAAAAUUAAUUAAUUUCACUUCCGGAGAGUGCAAAAAUACCAUAAAAUGCCUAAACUUUAAUAACAAGUGAUUUAAUAUUAUAUAUUUGUGGAGGGAUACAUAAUUAAAACUUAAGUUCGAAAUUCUAUUAAUUUGAUAAUAUGCAUGGAUUAUUAUAAUUACCUAAUUUACUAGAAGCAGUUAAUCAUCAUAGUUUAAUAUAUGUGAAAGGAUUUGUUUAUAUAAUAGGUGGAAAGACUUAAGAAGGUGUGACUGACAAAUGUUGGAGAUUUAUAGUAAAUACAUAAGUAUGGGAAGAGUUUGCUAAUUUAAAUGAACCAAGAUCUCAUCAUUCUUCUUGUGUUUUUGAAAAUGAGGAUUAAACUUUUAUUUAUACAUUUUUUGGAUAAGGAUAAGGUGGUGUUCUAUUAGAUUCAAUAGAAAAAUAUAGUAAUUUAGAAAGAAGAUGGUAAAAUAUCUUAGUUAAAAAUAUGAUUCCUGGAUUUGCUACAAUAAGAUGUUGUUGUAUUUAAUUGGAUGAAUAAAAAAUAUUAAUUUACGGAGGAUAUUAUAAAAAUUUAAAGAAUGCAAAUAAAAUGAUUACAUUCAAUACUUAAUCAGCAACAAUAGACAAUUUAAAUUAAUUGUAUUUACCAAUAGGAUAAUUAUAAGGACAACCAAUUACUAUUAAUAAUGCAAUAUAUUCUCUUCAUAAUUGUCCUGAUUAAAUAGUUCCUAAAUAUUCAGAAUUUGGAGAUGUAUUAUAUAUAUUGGAAACAAAUAGCAACUCAUGUCAUAUUUAAGAUGUAAUAAAUUGUAGAUAAUUAACAUUAAAAAAAAAUUGA
Molecule: messenger RNA, 1692 nt
Organism: Paramecium sonneborni
Lineage: Eukaryota; Ciliophora; Oligohymenophorea; Peniculida; Parameciidae
Source: the annotation of a GenBank genome assembly